Messenger RNA from Oryctolagus cuniculus (rabbit), 2224 nucleotides. It is a transcript of the gene RCCD1, whose product is annotated as RCC1 domain containing 1. The record is from RefSeq and is a predicted model, not a curated record. Lineage: Eukaryota; Metazoa; Chordata; Mammalia; Lagomorpha; Leporidae.
AAUAAGUUUUUUUUGAGUGAGGCAGACAUAGCUCCCAUCCACUGGUUCACUCCCGCCGUGCCCCGCACAGCCUGGCAGGUGUCAGGAGCCAGAAGCGAUCCCGGUCUCCCGUGGGAGUGACAGAAUCCAGACCCUGUUCCGGCAGCAACCUGAGCCGGGGCUCCGACCUAGGCUUGGCCCCUUAGUCCUAUUGAGGGUCAAGGGAUAAGGCUGGGUGCAGACUUUCAAACGCUGGCCUUCCGUACGUCUCAUCCUUAGAGUGUGAAUUUUGUGUGACCUAUACGGUGGGUUCGGCACUGGCGUGUGCCCGGGAAGAUCCGGCCCCGCCCACAGCGCGCCCUGGUUGGAGGAAAGGCCUGGGCGGGCCAUCCGGGAGUCUGUUUCCGCUCUGAGGGCUAAGCCAGGUUUGCAGCUCAUUGGUUCAGCAGAGGUAAUUGAGAGGCUCUGAGCCAAUCAGUGGGCGAGGAGCGCCCCGAGGCGCCUGCCAGUAGGGCUGUCGGUCUGGGGCUGAGAGGAGGGGUCGUCAUGGAGCCGUCAUGGGUACUCCUUAAGUGCUUCGGAGCUCCACUGCGAGCUCGGCGGACGCCUCCGGGGGCAGGGCCACGUCUGCUGCGGGGAUCGCUGCCCUUCGCGGAGCGGCCUGCAGCGGUCCGCCCGCGGCCGAGGGCCGGUUCCCUCCAGCGCGGGCCGUGGGCGCGGCUGCCGUGAGGCGAGCGCCCCGCGAGGGGGCGUCACCGCGCCCGCCAGCGAUUGGCCGGGGCAGGCUGCCGCCGCCAAUGGCCGGCUCUCCCGGCGCGCGGCUCUUGAAUCUGUUUCCCCUGGCGCCGGCCCCUGCCCGGCUGUCUCUUCCAGAAAGCCUUGCCUGAGGCGGCGGAGGGUGCGGGGCCAAGGUGGAGGUCAGCGGCCCGCAUCCCCCGGAAGGCCGGAGACUGCGUGUCCCGCCAGGGCCCCGCCGCGGGGCAGCCAGCACAGGGCGCUGCCGGACAUGGCCGAGGAGCGGCCAGGGGCCUGGUUCGGCUUCGGUUUCUGCGGCUUCGGACAGGCGCUGGGCUGCGGGCGCGGGCGCCAGGUGCACAGCCCGGAGCCGCUGCGGGCGGGCGCCGACGUCUGCUGCGUGAGCGCCGCCUGGAGCUACACGGCCGUCGUGACCCGUGGAGGCCGCGUGGAGCUGUCGGGCUCCGUGAGCGGCGCGGCGGGCGGCUGCAGGGCUGCGUGGGCCACAGAGGGGCUCGUCGCGGUGCUGUGCGGCGGGCCGGGACCCGAAGCCGAGCUGCAGGCCUGGGCGCCCGAGUCGGCGCUGCGCGGGGAGCCCCUCUGGGCCCGGAAGGUGCCGCCGGAGCCCGAGGGAGAAGAUGGGACGCGCGGCGAGGCCCGGGCUGGACCGCUGCCCCUGCUGCCCUGCGCCCGCGCCUACGUGAGCCCGCGGCCGCCGCUUUAUAGACCUCUGGCCCCGGAGCUGCGGGCGCGCAGGCUGGAGCUGGGCGCGGAGCACGUCUUACUGCUGGGUGCCGAGGGCCAGGUGUUCUCCUGGGGCGGAGGCAGGCACGGACAGCUGGGCCACGGGACUCUGGAGGCCGAGCCGGAGCCACGGCCGCUGGAGGCGUUGCAGGGCCUGCGGAUGGCCGAGGUGGCCGCGGGGGGCUGGCACUCCGUGUGUGUGAGUGAGGCUGGGGAUAUCUAUGUGUGGGGCUGGAAUGAAUCAGGGCAGCUGGCCCUGCCCGCCCGGAGCCUGGCAGAGGACAGAAAGGCCGUCGUGGGGAAAGCCACCAGCCCGCAGGAAGAUGGCUGCGAAGCGGGGAGAGCAGCCGCGGGUGAGGACGGAGCCCCCGCGGCCUUCAUAGCCGUGCAGCCCUUCCCAGCCUUGUUGGAUCUCCCACUGGGGGCAGAGGCGGUCAAGGCCAGCUGUGGGUCCCGGCACACGGCCGUGGUGACACGAACAGGCGAGCUCUACACCUGGGGCUGGGGGAAAUACGGACAGCUGGGCCACACGGACGCCGCCAGCGUGGAUCGGCCCUGCCGUGUGGAGUAUUUUGUAAAUGAACAACUCCAAGUAAAGGCUGUCACCUGUGGGCCCUGGAACACCUACGUGUACGCUGAGGCGAGAGGGACGAGCUGAUACACCUGUGUGUGUGUGUGUGUGUGUGUGUGUAUACACAGUUAUAUAGAAAAAUGUGUAAGACAAACGUAUUGUAUAUUUAGAGAUUAAAAACCUGUGGAACUCCCA